This is a messenger RNA of Pseudomassariella vexata, 180 nucleotides long. RefSeq lists its product as uncharacterized. Lineage: Eukaryota; Fungi; Ascomycota; Sordariomycetes; Amphisphaeriales; Pseudomassariaceae. The annotation marks the transcript as partial. The transcript has a single exon. The record is from RefSeq and is a predicted model, not a curated record.
AGGGCUGGCGAAGCCAAAACUGCACUCGCUUAUGGUUUUCAUCUCCUCCUAGGACUUAAGAGCUCUAUUAGUUACAGAAUACUGAAAAUGCUCUCUCCUGACGGCAAAUUUAUGACGUGUAAGUUCCUUAAGCUGGAAUCCCCACCCCACUCAGGCAACGGUUCACGCUUACUACAGUAA